AUGACCACCUCCACCACCUCCACCCCUUCACCAAAGACGCGAAAAUCAAAAAUGAACCCCUUCACAACCUCUGCGUCCCCGCCAUCACGGCCCACAUUCGAUAGCUCCCUCUUCUCCAUGGAUGCUUCAGGGUCACCAUCACUUUCACAACCCUACCAGCCCACUAUACCGGCUGUGAGGAACAAUAAUAGCAGGUUACCCAACGGCAAACGACCCGCGUCGCCGUCGUCGCUUCAUCCUGAUCAUUCACUACUGACUAAUUCUCCCUCCACGUUAUCGGCCACCUCACCGAUCACAAACAGUAGCUUUUACAAUAACAUGGGCUUCUCGCGUGGACCCGGGUCUCACUACUCGCCAAACCCGAGCUACUAUGACCAUAGUACUGGCGGGCGUCACAGUCUGGAAGAUGAGUCGCCAACACUCAUGGAUAGGUUCACAACGACGCCAAACUUUGACGACGUAGAGAUGCCGCCGCUGGCGGACGAUGACGUGUAUGAGCUCGAUGAUGGACUAUCAGGGACCGCCUACUCGACGCCGGCAACUGGCGUUGGUGGUAGGCGCAUGACGUUUCCCCCAAGCCCCAGGCCUACUAUUUCGCCAAGCCCUGGUAUUGGAAGUAGUGGGAAUGAGGACGUGCAGAUCAAGGUGGAACAAUUCACCCCCUCAGGGCCUGUGAAGGGGCUGGGUGUGCAUAUCCAGCAUCCAACACCAAUCUCACAUGCGUCCUCUGCGUCCUCUAGUAAUCCUGUUGUGAAGUCACCGCCGCCAGUGGUAGAUCUCACUGUCGAUAAGCGUGGUGAAGAUGGAGCAUGGAAACGCGGAUAUGAUCCGGAAAUGCGCGCUGCGCUGGGUGUGGGUGAAGAUGCUGCAGAAAUCCCUAGCCUGAAUGAGCAGACAAUCAACCAGCAGCGAGAGUUCAAAGCUUUGGAGAUUCAAGACUGGCUGAGGAAGAACGGUGACAUAUCCGGAAAGAAUGGGAAGGAGGGAAAGCCUGGUGGUUUGACGGUGAAGGCUCCAAAGAGGGGCAGGGCGAAAAGUUUUUCGGAUUUCAGGAACAAGAGCUUGUCGGCCAAGGGUGCAGAGGAGGAAGAAAUUGUGAAGGUUGGAGAGAGUAGCGCCGGGGCGAUCACAGGUGUACUGAUUAUAGAUGACGAUGAUAUCAGGCCAGGGGAAUAUGACUAUGAAGAUGAUGACAGCUCGAAUGGAUCUCUGUCCAACGAUGGAUCCCUCGAUGAUGAUGACGAGUCAAUGAAUACGUCUGAAGCACCCCCAACUGAAGAGGCCUUGAAGAGAACGGAGAAAGAGCAAGAGGAAGAGCAGAUGCGGAUUGACAAUGAUCCUGCUCUGCUUCCGAAUCCAAAGCAGUUCUACUCUGCGCGUCCAUGGAUUGAUACCGUCGGGCAUAUACCCAGUGGCACAAAUGCGGCCGCUAUGAAAUGCCAGCCCCACACUGCGAAUGCGGCGAUAACACGAUUUCGCGAGUAUGCGCAGAACAUUGAGACUGCAUCAAGGGUCGCCACAUUCGGCAGCGAGACAUCGAAAAACCGAAGACUCAGUGCUAGCGAUGUGGACCGAAUUGCUGCAGACGGUGGAUUGCUAAAGAGGUUGAGCUUCAGAAACAAAGAGAAGGGUCAAGAUAAGGAUGGAUCAUCACCUCCUGGACACUCAAGAAGGCCCAGUCUCAUGCAAUCACUCAUGAGAACAAGUCUCAAGAGAGGGCACAGUAACGCCAGCGACAAACUGAGAGAAAAUAACACAGAGGUUGCCGAGAUCGAAGCUGAAAAAGAGACCUUGGUUGGAGAUGCAGCUAGUUUUGGCAGAAAGAGAGGUGAUUCUGUUGCCUCUUCUGCGUCCACUGCUAGUUUCGCUCCCGUGAAAACGCGCACAUCAUGGUCAAAGCCUGGGACUCUGAAAGUUGACACGAGUGUCCAUGGCGCAAUUGUGAGCAUGGCGGGCAUGACGGCGGGCAUCGGCCAGAGCUCUGGGCACACCGCCAGUACAGCAAAGUCUGCCAGUCCUACGCCGGCCGAGAAACGAACCACUGGGCUGAGCGUGGGAAGCCAUGUAAUGCAACAACUCCGUCGGGCUCGGAGCAAGAGCGAGCUUGCCACAGGCUCAAGGCUCCAUAAAAGCAACAAACCCUCCUUUGGUAUUGUCAGUAUGCUCGGCCAGUAUGGCGGGCCACCAUUACUGCCCAUCAAGUCUCCUGUUGCGUCUGGCACUGAUAGCGCCCCCGACAGUACUCUGAAACCCCGAUUUACCUUUGGCGAGGAGACAAGUAAGCGAGGACUUGCAGCGGCAAAUCAAGCAUUACUGAGCCCUCCUGAUCCGCAUAGACAUGACGGGUAUGAUGAUAGUGAGGAUGAAGUUAUGGAUGACACCUUGAAUAGACCCCCACAGGCACCGCCUCCCGGGCAAAGACAGCAGAAAUUAGACAUCACACCAAACGUAGAGGGCUUCACAGCCCAUAUCAAGUCUAAGACACCGGAAUUGCAUCACAAGUUGGUCGAACGGAUCGUGUACGAACAGGGAAAGCGGUACAAGAAAUUGGUUGAACACAGGCAAAAGCAUCUUGCGGCGAUCAAGAAUGGUGGCAAGUGUGGUAACAAUGCGAAAUGUAGAGGUAAAGUUGGUUCUAUUGGUGCGGGAGGACAAGAAGAGAACAAUGGACACAAAAGAAAUAUCUCUGCAGGCAGUCCUGAAGGCGAAGCAUAUUCAUCCGAUGAGACUGCCGGCGACCACUCUCCCACAGAAGGCAAAGUGGCCGCAACGCAAUUCCCUUCUGGAGUUCCCCAGCCUCCUGUCUCUCGAUUGCCAGCUGAAUUUGAAUGUCCCAUCUGUUUCAAGGUCAAAAAGUUCACAAAGCCCUCUGAUUGGACCAAGCACGUCCACGAAGACGUCCACCCCUUUACCUGCACGUUUACUGAAUGCACCGAGCCAAAAUCCUUCAAGCGCAAGGCCGAUUGGGUUCGCCAUGAGAAUGAACGCCACAGACAUCUCGAAUGGUGGACAUGCAACAUACCUGAUUGUACACAUACCUGUUACCGUAAGGAUAACUUCGUUCAGCACUUGGUUCGUGAACACAAGAUGGCAGAGCCCAAGAUCAAAGCUCAGAAAGCAGCCGCAAAAGCCGCCGGAAAGUCGACGGGGAAGAAGGGAAAGGCGGCCAAGGCCGUCGCGGGAGCGGAUGGGGCGCCGACACAAGAAGAUUUUGAUAAGGUGUGGCAGAUUGUUGACGACUGUCACCAGCAGACACUGAAGCUCCCGACGGAAGAAAAAUGCAGGUUCUGUGGGGUGACCUGUGCCACAUGGAAGAAAUUGACCGUGCACCUGGCUAGACACAUGGAGCAAAUCUCACUCCCGGUCCUGGAUCUGAUUACGGAUGAUGCCGUAGUGCCGCCGAGCACAAGGGGUUCUGGUAAGCAGGCGCCCACUAGAAGCGCAAAUACUGCCCCAGUCGCGCCGAUGCCGAAGGCUCAGCAUCUAUCAACCGAUAUGGAUAUCGACUCUAUUGGUGGUGGAGACGCAUCAGGUCGACAUCAUACGGUGGGUGUGCAAUACGAGGAUGACAUCCAAUAUGCAGGCGGGAACACAAAUUAUGGUUCACAUCACACCCCUCCGCGAAGCUCGCCGCACAUACCAAUGGAUAAUCGUUUCAACGUGUCGACACCCCCACAAGGUGGCCUCCAGUACUCCACACCCGGAAGUCUGGGGUUCGGUCCGGAUGGUAUCCAAAACAUGCAAAAUGUCUCAGGACUACAUCCCAUGCUCAAUCAAUUCGAGUACGCCGGGAACGAUAUGUAUCCUAGUCCUUCGUCUAUGACAGGAGGACGCGCACCGUCGAUCAAUAGUGGAUAUUCACCGUCUCCAACAUAUUCACAGCGUCCACCACCGCACAGUCCGGCGAGUCAGCGAAUGGGCCCUGUAAUGUCGGGACAGCAACAUCUACAAGUGCAGCAGCAGCAGCAGCAGCCACAACAACAACAGAGCUAUUUUGCCUAUGCUUCUGGACAGCUCCCUGCAAAUUCCGGGCUUGGGCAAAUGCAUACUCAGACGGUGGCUACAGCGAAUAGCUUGAUCGAGAACCACGGGCAGUACGGGUAUUACCCCGGUGGGGAAAUCCCAAUGGCCUUGGUGGGGGUAGCCAUGGCACCUUUAGAUGAGGAUUACGGUUUUAUCCACUAA
Morchella importuna is the source of this 4185-nucleotide messenger RNA. RefSeq lists its product as uncharacterized. The record is from RefSeq and is a predicted model, not a curated record. Lineage: Eukaryota; Fungi; Ascomycota; Pezizomycetes; Pezizales; Morchellaceae. The transcript has 2 exons. The coding region runs from base 1 to 4185 and encodes 1394 amino acids.